Molecule: messenger RNA, 2543 nt
Organism: Rhododendron vialii
Lineage: Eukaryota; Viridiplantae; Streptophyta; Magnoliopsida; Ericales; Ericaceae
Product: protein NSP-INTERACTING KINASE 2
Exons: 4
Coding region: 76-2178 (700 amino acids)
Biological process (GO): protein phosphorylation
Molecular function (GO): protein kinase activity; ATP binding; receptor serine/threonine kinase binding
Source: RefSeq, a predicted model, not a curated record
UUGCUCGGCCAAGGAAAAAAAUUAAUAAACAGAAAACUUUCCACACUUUCCCAGCAAAACGCCACUCAAAAGACCAUGAUAAAACUAUCUCACUCCCUCACACACCAUUUUUCCUCCAAACCAAACAUGAACCUCCUCCCCCUCCUCCUCCUCCUCUCUCUCGUCCCUCCCUCUCUCUCCCAACCCACUUCCCAGCUCGCCAUCCUCAUGUCCAUCAAAUCCUCCCUCGACCCAAAUGGCCAGUACCUCUCCUCCUGGUCCCCAACCUCCACCGCCGCCGGCACCGGCGCUUCCGCCGCCCCAUGCGGCGGCGCAUUCGAAGGAAUCGCCUGCAAUGACCAGGGUCGUGUUGUGAACAUUUCCCUCCAGGGAAAAGGGUUGGCCGGAAAGAUACCGCCGGAGAUUGGGCAGCUGGAGAGCUUAUCUGGGUUGUUCUUGCAUUUCAAUCAGCUUACUGGAGUUUUACCCAAGGAGAUAGCGAAUCUCAAUGAGCUGUCUGAGUUGUACCUCGAUGUGAAUAAUUUUAACGGGGAAAUACCUCCCGAGAUUGGGAAUAUGUCUAAUCUACAAGUUUUGCAACUCUGUUACAACAAGUUGAGCGGAAGCAUUCCAACUCAGCUAGGGUCUCUGAAGAAGCUUAGUGUUCUGGCUCUACAAUACAAUUUACUAAGUGGAGCGAUUCCUGCAAGUUUGGGGGACUUGACAUUUCUAAAAAGGUUGGAUCUAAGUGAUAAUCGCCUCUUUGGUUCAAUCCCAACAAAAUUGGCCAACCCUCCAAUGCUAGAAGUUCUGGAUGUCCGAAAUAAUACUCUAUCUGGCAACGUCCCAACAGCUUUGAAGAGAUUAAACCAAGGGUUCCUGUACUCAAACAACACGGGCUUAUGUGGGGUUGGUUUUUCUACCUUGGAAGUUUGUUCUUCUCUAACCCCAAGCAAGCCUGAACCAUUUGGACCCGGCUCAAGCAGUCUUCCUAAAAAGGACAUCCCAGAGUCGGCAAACUUCAAUUCAAAUUGCACUCAAACUGGUUGUUCAAAUAAGUUUACAAUGCCACGAAUUGCUCUCAUAUGUGGAGCAAUUGGAGCAACAGUCGCAGUGUCAAUUAGUGCACUUCUCACAUUCUUAUGGUACCGUCGUAGGAAACAGAAAAUCGGAAGCGCUUUUGAUACUUCCGAUAGUCGACUCAGUACUGAUCAAGUCAAGGAGGUUUGCAGCAGGAGAAGUGCAUCUCCCCUCAUAUCUCUCGAAUAUUCCAAUGGGUGGGACCCAAUGGCUAAAGGUUGGAACGGAAGCGGGUACUCUCAAGAAGUUUUGGAGAGCUUUAUGUUUAAUCUAGAAGAUGUGGAGUCCGCUACCCAGUACUUCUCAGAAGUUAACCUGCUGGGGAAGAGUAGUUUCUCAGCUAUCUACAAAGGGUUGUUGAGGGAUGGUUCUGUUGUUGCUAUAAAGUGCAUUGCGAAGAGUAGUUGUAAGUCUGAUGAAUCUCAGUUCUUGAAGGGAUUGAAGAUCCUGACCUCAUUGAAACAUGAAAAUCUUCUUCGGUUGAGAGGGUUUUGCUGUUCGAAAGGAAGGGGAGAGUGUUUUCUCAUCUACGAUUUUGUCUCAAACGGUAACUUGUUGCAGUAUCUUGACGUGAAGGCUAGCAGUGGGAAAGUUCUUGAAUGGUCUACUAGAGUUUCUAUCAUCCAAGGCAUUGCGAAAGGCAUAGAAUAUUUACAUGGGAAAAAAGGAAACAAACUUGCCCUUGUUCACCAAAACAUAUCUGCUGAGAAAGUGCUUAUCGGUGAACGGUACAACCCGUUACUUUCCGACUCGGGCCUACACAAACUCCUUGCGGAUGACAUUAUCUUCUCCACUCUCAAAGCUAGCGCGGCAAUGGGGUACUUGGCCCCUGAAUACACUACCACCGGCCGGUUCACUGAAAAGAGCGAUGUCUACGCAUUUGGGAUGAUUAUGUUUCAGGUCCUCUCUGGAAAAUGCAAGGUUUCCCAGUCAACCCGGCAAGGGGCCGAAACAUGCAAAUUUGAAGACUUCAUCGAUUCAAAUCUUAACGGGAACUUUUCUGAAUCCGAAGCGGCUACGAUGGGGAAGAUUGCUACUCUUUGCACCCAUGAAUCUCCCGAAAGCAGACCAGCCAUUGAUAAUGUGAUGGAAGAACUGAGUGAACUAAGCAUUUGCUGAAUUCUCUAAUGGAGUUAUAGCUCAUUAUCACCAACUUCUUGGUGGUGUUGAAGCUACAAGUUAGUUUGGUCUUCUAAAAAAUGCUUUGUCCUUGCUUUGAGGACUGAAAUUGUGCAUUUGGUAAGUAUUUUGAGUUAUUUUAGACUGUAGGUAGAGAGGGCGGGUCCUGGAAUUAUGCAGUAUAUGGGAUUUUGCCCUUGAAUGUUUUUAUCACUGAUCUUCAGCUAAUUGAUAGGGCAGGUUUCCUAUACUCGUAACUUGUCUCAUUAAGGUUAUUUGUACCCUUCUCCUUGUUUUUAGGCCAAAAUCAGUACUUUAUUCCCUUUAUAGCAAAUGUAGAAUGUAAAUGAGUAUUUGUUUCCUAA